Molecule: messenger RNA, 1080 nt
Organism: Sparassis crispa
Lineage: Eukaryota; Fungi; Basidiomycota; Agaricomycetes; Polyporales; Sparassidaceae
Product: polysaccharide lyase family 14 protein
Exons: 6
Coding region: 1-1080 (359 amino acids)
Source: RefSeq, a predicted model, not a curated record
AUGUUCCCCCUCGUUCUCAUUAUCAGCACACUGCUAUGCCCCUCGUUCGUUGCAUCUACUGCAUCUCCGGUUGUGACACCCGCUGCCGUUGCAGCAAAGUACAGUCUUUCGGCCAGCACGUCCCUUCCCUUCCCAACUGCCACUCUUUCAUCCUCGGAUACGCAGUCCUAUCUGUCAUCCUCUUGGCCCCUCCAAGGCGGCAUCGACCGUGGCAUGUACCUCGCGUUCGUCGACGACCCAUUCCCCACAUCGUCCCCGUCCUCAUCUGCAGGAAUUCCCGAGCCGACCGGUCCAGUCCUCCAGGUCACGUAUCCCGCCGGCAGCUACUCCAACAACACGGGCGGGGCCCAGUUCUACGCGGCCUGGGGGGGAUCGAAUGGUGCGCCCUUCAAUUCGAUGGUCCUCACGUACGAGGUCGCGUUCGACAGCGACUUCAACUGGGUUAUGGGCGGGAAGCUCCCUGGGCUCCGAGGCGGGCCUGAUGACGACGGCUGUUCGGGCGGCUCCGGGGCGAACGGCUCAAAUUGCUUCACUGCACGCUUGAUGUGGCGCACAGAUGGACAAGGCGAAGUCUACUCGUAUUUCCUUCCCACCAGCGAGUUGUGCGCCAGUCCGGACUUCAUUUGCAACAAUGAUGGAUAUGGGACGAGCAUCGACCGGGGUUCUUUCAGUUUUGUCGCCGGAGCGUGGAACCGUGUGACCCUCUAUGUGGGCCUGAACAGCCUCUUGAACAGUUCUGAUGGACAAGUCGCACUUUAUUACAAUAACACGCUCGCACUCACCGAGACGGACCUGCAGUAUCGCAACAGCUCCGGUAUAAACAUCGGCGGCCUCUUCUUCUCGACCUUCUUCGGAGGGAGCACCACUGCGUGGGCCACGCCGCAGACCGUGCACACGUACUUCCGCGACUUCCAGAUGUGGGGCAGCACGGCUGCCGCGUCGCCAGUUUCGUCUUCACCUCCAGCUUCCACGUCGACAGGUUCCAAGCCUAGUGGGGCCUCUUCUGUCCAGGUUGCAUGGAUCUCACUUGCGGGCGUUCUCUUUGUGGACGUAUUUUUUGCUGGAGGUUUGUUUUGGUAG